Dendronephthya gigantea is the source of this 2453-nucleotide messenger RNA. Its product is annotated as progesterone-induced-blocking factor 1-like. Lineage: Eukaryota; Metazoa; Cnidaria; Anthozoa; Malacalcyonacea; Nephtheidae. The transcript is spliced from 15 exons. The record is from RefSeq and is a predicted model, not a curated record. Gene Ontology annotation, cellular component: centriolar satellite. Gene Ontology annotation, biological process: cilium assembly. Bases 69 to 2345 code for a protein of 758 amino acids.
AAUAACAACAAAGAAGAUCAAAUCUUGGAUUGCUUCAAAUAUCUUUAAUAUUCGUGCAAGUUUUAAAUAUGUCGGAGAAUUCUAUUAGGACAGAUUCGUCCACGACAACAAGUGUUAACUAUACCUUAAAUGAAUCAACCCUUGUUUCAGACGAUUUAGGAGGGACAGUGUCGUCUCUUGCAACUUCGGAGCUGUCUACAACAACUGAUACAAGCUAUGAUGGAAAAAUUGUAACUGCACAUAUGCUUGAAAAGAAACAGCUUUUACAUGAAAUGGACAGAUUGCGAAUAGAACUCAGUCAUAAAACAUUGCUUGCAGAAAGCUACAAAGCUGAGCUAAUGAAUAAAAUUGACGAUCUGGAAGAGAAAUUGUCUGAUAUCACAUACUCAAAACAUAUGCUGAGAGCAAAGCUUGAAUCACAGUUAAAAUUAAAAGAAGACGAAGCAAAAACUCAACAACGUAAACUAAGAGAAGAACUAGUGCAAAUUACUGAAAGACAGAAAAAGCUUGAGGACGAGAAUUUCAAACUCCAUGAAAAGGCAGGCUAUUUGAAAUCAAAUUUGUUUGUUGACAUUGAUCAGCUAACGGAAGAUCAGUAUGUAGAUCUCAAGUCAAAAGACUCAGAGCAGUUGUCUUUGAAAGACUUUGUUGCUGUUCAUUUUUUUGAAGCAACUCAAUCUCUGAAGAUACAAUGUGAAAGUCUGCAACAACGUGUUGAUAUUGUAACACAAGAAUUAACCUACCGAGAUGAAGAAGUAGCUCUGUGUCAAAAGGAAAUCGACAGCGAGAGGCAGGCUCGGGCAGAGCACGAAUUUAUGGCACAAAAAAUGAUUUUAAAAGUGGAAGAAUUGCAAUCUCGAAUAAAUAAUAAAGAUUUUAAGUCAGAACAUUACGAUGAAGUGAUCUGUGAUCGUCAGGAUAUUGAGAAAGAAGUAAUGCAGUUACGAAAAGAACACGUUUCACUCAAGGCUUCGUUGAACAGUAAAACAAAUGAAAAUGUGGAAAUUCACAAAGAGAUGCAAUCAUGUAAGCAAUCAUUGGCACUUUUAAAACAAGACAAAGAAUACCUGAAUAAACAGCUGACUGAAAUCGCAACAAAAUGUAAAGUGUUUGAACAACAAGGGCCUGUCCUUAAUCAAGAACUAGCGAAAAUAAAACAGGACAGAGAGGAAUUGUACGAGAAAUAUAUUUCAGUGAGAGAGAAAUAUAAAUCUGAGUAUGAAAUGAGGUUAAGAGAUGAACUGGAUGUAAUUACAACGAAAACUAGUACGGAGUUGGAAAAGAUUAAAAACAACACUAAAGAAAUGUAUGAAAGAGAAAACAGGAAUUUACGAGAAGCAAGAGACAAUGCACUAGCAGAAAAAGACAGAGCUGUACAUGCUGAGCAACAGAUGAUGUCACGAUAUGAGCAAGUCACUCAAGAGUACAGAGACUUGCACACGGCAUCUGAUAGCAAGGUUACGGAACUACAGAGCGAUUUAAAACUAAAACAAUUUGAGUUCGAUCGUUUACAGAUGUUACACGAAGAAACAUCACAAAAUUUGAAACAAGCUAACGUCGAUACGACUAAAUAUCAACACAAGUUAGAGGUUUUGAACAAAGAAUUUUACACCCUGCAAGCAUCUACUGAUAAACAAAUAAACGAACUACAGUCAACGAAUACUGAUGCAAUGAAGAAACUUUCGAUAUAUGAAAAAUUAGAACAAGAACUGGAUGACGUCAUUCUACAAGCAGCUCAAUUGGAAAGUGAAGUGGAUGCAGAAAGAGUGUUGUUUGCGUACGGUUAUGGUGCGAAUGUACCAAGUACUGCUAAGAGAAGAAUGCAACAGAGUAUUCACCUUGCUCGUCGCGUGUUGAAGUUAGAAAGAAUGAACACAACAUUACAAGGGCAGUUGGAGGAGGAGAAAAAGAGGAGAGAUGAGCUUUUGCAGGAGCUUUCGAAUACAACGAAUAUUUUGAACGAAGCUCAACAACCCUACAAUUAUCUCAUUGAAAGUAUCCGAGUGAGAGAUUCUCAAAUAAAAUCAUUACAAGAAAAUAAUGAUUUGCUCGAAAAAGAUAUGAGAAAGUUGCAGGAGGAACGAGAUAAACUCGCUGAAAAUAAAAACAAAAUAACGGCAGACCUUGAACGAUUGUUAAAUCAGCGAGAAGAAUUGGGCGUUAUAAAAAAUGUUGUAUUGAAUCUAAGAUCUCGUGGUAAAGAUCCUUCUACCACUGACACAGGAACGUCUUCAGGAAACAUGACAAAAAAACAUCACCCGCAUUCCAUACCUCCUUCAACACAAUUUACGAAGCAAGACACUCAACUAUGGUACAAUAAACUGAAACAACGAUACACAAAAUGAGAACGAAGUUUAUGUUGGGGGACACAGAUAAUAUAAAUUAACUGUUUGUAAUAUAUCAUGAUGUACAGUUGUGCUUGGUUGCACAUAUUUAAUUAAUAUAUAAGAUUA